This is a messenger RNA of Tetranychus urticae (two-spotted spider mite), 1531 nucleotides long. Lineage: Eukaryota; Metazoa; Arthropoda; Arachnida; Trombidiformes; Tetranychidae. The record is from RefSeq and is a predicted model, not a curated record.
ACUAACAUACCUUUAAUAAUAAAAAGCAUGAGAUUUUAUUAAAAAUAACUCGAUCGAUUUUAAUCGUAUUACUUAAUCGUAAUUAGCAAAUUGGUUGAAAAUAGUUCAUUCUGCUGAUUAUUUCAGAUUCUUUGCCAAAUCAGAAUCAUUCCAAGCAAUCAUGAUAACCUAACAAGUCAUUGCUUCGAGAUUUAUUUGGAUACAAUUAUUACAUGCAAAUACUGAAGAUUUUGCUUUAAACUGUUUUUAAAUUUGGUAACCAACAAAUCAGUUUUUGUCACAAUUAAUCCUAUCAAUCAACCUUUUUAGAUCAAAUCUCGGUGGAACAAUAGGCAAGCGUCUUCCUCGUUGACCUUUCAUCAUGACUUACAUUUUUUCAAAGUCGAGUUGCGGUCGAAAAUGCGAAGAGUUGGAGAAGAGACAAACCUGAUUGAUAUCAUGAAAAGUCUUUGGCAGUUUACUCGAGAGUUUAUUUCUUGUCAAGCACGUAUAUUUCAACCGCCAGAUUAGACCCUUUAAAAUGGCCCGAAAACAUAAACUAAAACGAUUAACCUACAAAUAGGCAAACCAUAUAUUCUAGAAUCUGCGCUUUCAAUUUUCUACGAACCUUGGCCACAAACAAACCUCAAGGUAAACUCUUUACGAUUUAACCCGUUUAUCGUCCAGAAACUUGGGUAUAAAAGUCAAUGUGAAAUUGGUCUAAAGUAUCAUUCUUGCAACUUCAUUUGCUCUGUUCACUUUCACCUUAAACAUCUUCUAGUUAUUACUCUAGUCUUUGUGAUACCUAAAAUUACCUUAAAAGUACAAUAUGUAUGUCAAAUCUAUUCUCGUUCACAUCUUCUUCAUGGUUCAUUUUGCCAAUGCCAAUGUGCUUAAAGAUUGGUACAGUGGUUUGAAUAGCAAAGUAGAUGAAUUAAGUGAAAGUCUACACGAAAAGCCAACAGGUGAAUUGGUCGUUGGACUAGCUAAACCUUCACCUAAACCUUCCCCUGAACCUGCCUACAAGCCUGCUGAACCAGUGGUUAAAAAGGAGGAAAAGAAACCAGAACUUAAAGAAAUUUGUACUUUAAGAUUACGAGACUCUGAUAUUGUAAUGCUUACAGUGGUAAAGAAAGCAACGAAGAAAGCCUUUGAACCAAUCUCAAUCGAUCCCCGUGCAUUGGAAUUGAAGUUCAUCGUUGAAAAAAGAAAAAAGAUUCCAUCUCUCAUUGGUGCUCUCAAGUCAAUUACAUUAACGAAACAUUCCCAUGUCAACAAAAUUCCAAUCAACUUGCAAUUGGACCAUAAAGCUUUAACUAAAUUACCAAAAUUAAGUGCUGAGGACUUAGUUAUCUUAACAAUCAUCAGACAACCCAAAGGAAAACCAGCAAAGGUUGUUUCCCAUUUUGUGGAUAAAAUAAGUGCUGCUCCAGUUUAUAAAUCCUAUUAAAUGAAUAAACUAUUGUAAAUUGUAAAUUUUGAAUAGACUGUCUAUUCAUUAUAAAUUGUGACUUAAAUCUAAUCAAUAAAUAAAUAUCAAAGAGUAUAUUUA